This is a messenger RNA of Aethalodelphis obliquidens (Pacific white-sided dolphin), 4392 nucleotides long. RefSeq names its product cytochrome b561 (gene CYB561). The record is from RefSeq and is a predicted model, not a curated record. Bases 1856 to 2614 code for a protein of 252 amino acids. The transcript is spliced from 8 exons. Lineage: Eukaryota; Metazoa; Chordata; Mammalia; Artiodactyla; Delphinidae. Gene Ontology annotation, molecular function: oxidoreductase activity. Gene Ontology annotation, cellular component: lysosomal membrane.
CCGCCCGGUCGCCAUGGAGACGCGGUAGCCCCGAAGUCCGCGCGGCUGGCCGAACCGGCAGAACAGCCCGGGCGUGGCGCGGGCAGCUCGCGGGCCAGGCGGCAGCCCGACGCUGCGCAGCGAGGACAAGGUCCGGGCUCGACGUCCAGCCAGUUACUGGCCUGAGAAAGUGCAGAGCCACACCCCGAGCAGGCAAGCCCUGUAGGAAAUCCAAAGGAGUGGCCACCCCAGUGUGGUGAAGCCAGCGUGGACUGUGGUUAUUGCGAAGAUUGAACUGAGUACAGAGCGGGGCUCCCUACCCCUGAGGCUCGCAACUCCACCACCCUGGGGUGCAGACAGCACUAGGGUUUGGACUCUGAAGGGAAUUCAGGUUGUGAGUUUUCAGUGAGGACAUUAAAGCCAUGUAUUCAGUCACUGUGCUGUUCCCACGUGUUUUCUUUUCAACACCACCAAGCGAGUCUCCAUUUCUCAGCAGAUGCUCCUGGGUGUCCUACAAUUUAAUUCAACAUUGACACUACCUCCCCGGAGACGGCGUCAGAUCCCACAGGGCUCAGUCCCACAACACUGCCCCCACCCACUUCAGAUGCUAAUUGCAAGUCCAGGUUGUCACCUGUGCUGCUGAACAACAGGCUAUAGAUCAGAGCUUCCCACGGCCUUUUCCUCAGGUUCAAUUAAUUUGCUAGAGCAGCUCACAGAACCCAGAGAAACUUGCUAGAUUGCUGGUUUGUUAUAAAAGGAUGUAACUCAGGGACAGCCAGAUGAAGAGGUAUGUAGGGCAAGGUCUGGAAGGGUCCGGAGCACAGGAGCCUCUGUCCCCGGGGAACUGGGGUGCACCACCCUCCCGGCAUGUGGAUGUGUUCACCAACCUGGGAGCUCUCCAAACCCCGUCCUUUAGGGGGUUUAUGGAGGGCUCAUUACACAGGCCCGAUUGAUUAAAUCAUUGGCCACUGGUGGCUGCACUCAGUCUCCAGCCCUUCUCCCUCCCUGGAGGUCAAGGGUGGGACUGAACGUUCCAACCCUCCAGUCACGUGGUUGGUUCCCCUGGUAACCAGCCCCACCCUCAGGUUUCCGAGGGGCUUCAGUAACAAGAUGUAAUAUUAACAUAACAAAAGAAACGAUUGCUUUGUCACCUGGAAAAUUCCUAGCGUUUUACAGGCUCAGUCCCAUAUAUUUCUUAUUAACAUCACACUAUCAUGGCUGUGAAGAGAAGUCUGAUUUCUGCCCGACUCACGAGGAGGUUGGCUGGGGGUGGGGGGGCAUCUGGCUCUGGCAUGCGUCACCACAGAGCGGCUCGGGACCCAGGAGUGGCAGUCUUUGCAGCCCUGAGCUCCCCCUCUGUACUCAGUGGCUACUCGGCGGGGACGCUGUGGCAGGUCUGCCGGGGCAGAGCACGUUCCUUCCAGUCUUCCUAAUUCAGAGCUAAUCGGAUUCUGACUGCGCCCCAGGCUCUCGGGGAGGAAUCUAAUAAAGCAGAGGAGGACAGCAUUUCUCAGUUCAGUACACUCUUCCUGUCAGAGUCGGCCCAAGGAUGAGAUUCCCGAGGGGGAGGUAGAUGCGUUCCCCGCCUUCUGGGAGCUCACAGGGCCCUGCAGCAGAGAGGCUCACAGGGCUUAACGUGAGGCAGGACACCGAGGGUAAGUAAGCGCCAGGCCAGCCUUGGGAACAGAGAGGAGGGGGACAGAGUGGUGAACAAAAGGCCCAUUUCAGGUCGUGGAGCAAAUCGACAGAGGCGGAAGAGGAGGAGCCGGGGUGUGAGGUGGAGGGGAUAACAACAGGCCGUGCUGCCAGAGCUGGGGAACUGGGAGCAUCUCUUCCGAGUGGACGUGCAGUCGCCUCGGCAUAGAGUCGCCUCAGCAUGGACAGCCCUGCCCGCCCAGCACCUGCCCCUGCGGCCCUGCUUUACUAUGUGGCCUUCUCCCAGCUGCUGGGCCUGGCCGUGGUGGCCAUGACUGGCACCUGGCUCGGUGUGUACCGAGGAGGCAUCGCCUGGGAGAGCGCCCUGCAGUUCAACGCGCAUCCUCUCUGCAUGGUCAUAGGCCUGGUCUUCUUGCAGGGAGAUGCCCUGCUGGUUUACCGCGUCUUCAGGAAUGAGGCCAAACGCACCACCAAAGUUCUGCACGGGCUGCUGCACGUCUUCGCCUUCGUCAUCGCCCUGGUGGGCCUGGUGGCGGUGUUCGACUACCACAGGAAGGAAGGCUACGCCGACCUGUACAGCCUGCACAGCUGGUGUGGCAUUCUGGUCUUCGUCCUCUUCUUUGUGCAGUGGCUCAUGGGCUGUAGCUUCUUCCUGUUCCCCGGCGCGUCGUUUUCUCUGCGGAGCCGCUACCGGCCGCAGCACGUCUUCCUUGGCGGCGCCAUCUUCCUCCUCUCGGUGGGCACCGCCCUGCUGGGCCUGAAGGAGGCGCUGCUGUUCAAGCUCGGGACCAAGUACAGCAAGUUCGAGCCCGAGGGCGUCCUGGCCAACGUGCUGGGCCUGCUGCUGGCCACCUUCGGCGCGGUCGUGCUCUACAUCCUGACCCGCGCCGACUGGAAGCGGCCCCUCCAGGCGGAAGAGCAAGCGCUCUCCAUGGACUUCAAGACGCUGACGGAGGGCGACAGCCCCAGCUCCCAGUGACGCGCGCCCCGUGCCAUCCCGUCCUGUCCCCCGAGGCGGUCUCCGCCGUUUCGGGGCCCCGACAGGUGUCUGUCCCGCACCCGCCGAGGCUCCGGGGGUGGGGAGCGGGGGUGGGGCAGCCCUCCUCCCUGAGCGCUGAUUUCCGGGGUUCAGGCCCCCUCCGCUUUCCCCUCCUCGCUGCUGCCGCCGCCGCCGCUGCCGUCGUGUUAGUCCUGCACAGACCCCCGCCCCCCUUGCCUCUGCCACCCCCUCAGAUGGAGCAGCUUUGGGUAGGGUUCUGGGCGGCUGGGCCUGGUCGCAGAAGCACAGAUCCUUAAAGGGGUUGGAGAGGGGGAGGCGGCUCCCCGCUCGGGGCAGCGGGGGCCUGGGCUGUGUCCGCGGAGAAGGCGGGGCUCAGCGCCGGGCCCGGCGAGGCCAAGACUUGCUUUGUGUGACGCCGAACUCCAACCAGGAGUCUUGCGGGCCCAGCCUUUGGCAGCGGAGCAAGUGAUAUUAUGUGUAAAAUAUGCUGGUGUCAGGGCAGGGUUCCCCAGGAGAGGGGAGGGACUGGCCCUUGGGAAGCUCUGGACGCGUGGCUUGGGCCCAGCUGCGCUCUGCAGCCUUCUCUUUCUUUAACCCCUUAGCCCCAGGGCGGCUUUCUUUGCCUUUGGGGCCCAGCAGCCCGAAGAAGAGACAGGAGGUGGGCCUCAGCGGGCGCUGCGGGCCGUAUGGCGCCUGCAGGGGCUCCCCUCCCCGCGGGGGCCGGCCUCGCGAGCCAGCUGCCCACCCUCGGAGCUCACUCAGGCGCUGCUCUGACAAGAGGCCCAGGACACAAGCCUUUUUGCUUUAAACAAAAAGCUGCCGCUGUUGCCCCCUUUCCCUUUCCAUAGGGAGGGUAGGGGCUGCCUAAUCAGGAGGAAAGCCUCAUCCUCUCCUACCUGGGGCCCAUCUUUGCAGGAAGUUGGGACCAAGUCAGAAUCGGAUUAAUUCCCCCAACCCCAUGAGUGUAUAAUGCUGUUAGCUGAGUCACCGUUUGGCUUCUGUCUAGAAAUAACGUGAUUACAGCAUCGAUCUUGUGCUUCUUGGACUUGGUGAAUGCUCUCUCCUUGUUUUCCUCGUUUUCUGGGCUUUGAGGAGCAUGACACUGUUUGAGACAAGACACAGUUUACUUAAAUGAAGACAUUAAUAGAAUUUCCAAAUCUGACUACUGUUUUUUUUUUUUUAACGGCUGCCUUUCUCACACCUAAAUGCUGCCUUCGAGAAAGGGAGCUUGUCUCCCCUAUUGCCCAGAUUUCUAAAACAGCUUUUGUGGUGGGUCCUGCCUCAGGCGAUGCUGCUUCUCAGAGCAGGUGGCUGUGUUGGGCGCCUUACCAGCAGGGCUCCCUGCUCCCUUCCGUGGGCAUUCCGGGCUCUGCUACAGCCCCAGCACCAGGGUGUCUCCGCACCCUGUUUAUAUCAUACGCUCCGCAAGGGCACAAGCUCCGGCAACUCUUUGAUCACCUGGUAUGGUCAUUGUUUACACGUGGGAAAACUCCACCUUAGACAAACUACAAGAGUACAGUUGUGUAUCUCCGUUGCCAGAAAGGCACAGAGAGAAAUGGAACCUUGGAUUUGCAAGAAAAGUCUAUAAACUGGCCUGUUUGCCAAAGCGUAUGCUGGACGAUUCAUGAGCCAAAAAGCCUCCCCCCCACCCCCAAGCUGUUCUGUGGUGGUUUAUUUUAUUUUGCCUGUGGCCAGUCUUCUAUGAAGUACAAUGUAGUGUUGGUACAACAGAUGAUUCAAUAAAUGUCUACAGCAGG